Oppia nitens is the source of this 4083-nucleotide messenger RNA. RefSeq names its product cell division cycle and apoptosis regulator protein 1-like. Lineage: Eukaryota; Metazoa; Arthropoda; Arachnida; Sarcoptiformes; Oppiidae. Gene Ontology annotation, biological process: regulation of DNA-templated transcription. The coding region runs from base 52 to 4026 and encodes 1324 amino acids. Gene Ontology annotation, cellular component: nucleus. The transcript is spliced from 11 exons. The record is from RefSeq and is a predicted model, not a curated record.
AAUGUGUAGAUCGUAUACAAUGAGAGCGCAUGCGUUGACUAUUUGGAAGCCAUGAUUAUUGAGCACCGAAUCGACUCAUUUGUGGCCAAUUUGUCGACAAUGCUAUCGAGUGGUCAAACACAGAGUCACCCGACGGCCAAUGAGAUACCAAAAAACCGGUCACUGACGGGAACGGUGACCAAAGUGUUGGAAAACUUCGGUUUCAUCGAUGACAGCGUUUUCUUUCAGUUGAGUGUUGUCAAAGGAGGAGACGUUAUGGUCGGCGAUAAAGUCCAGUGCGAGUGCUCUUAUAGUGAACACUUGCCAUUCAAGUGGAACGCAACGGUUGUACGACUAGUUCAUACAAACAACAGACACAACAACAACACUUCAAACAUACAAACACCGCAAACAACACAAGUGGCCACCACUUACCUUCAGCACCGACUUCAACAACAACAGCAACAAUCUCGCGGCGGCGAUGAUUCGGCUAACACAAUGUCCGCAAUGACAAACAGCUCACAAAAUUACUACUCGACUUCGGCUUCGGGUAACUCGUAUUCCUCUCAGCCAUCGUUUGACUUCGCGAAGACACAGCAAGCAGUGGCUGCCGCUCAGCAAUUGGCUUCAUAUUAUGGACAACCACAACAACAACAACAACCACGAACUGAUGCGUCUAGUAAUGCGUUCAGUCAAUUGCAAUAUACGUCUACUCCAGGUUCGGCAUUUGUUUCGUCUACCAUUCCCUUUACACAACAAAUUCAAAAUAAUUUGUUGUCAACCGCACCGCGAACUGCCACACAAAACAACUAUAAGACGAGUAAUUCUCGUUGGGAACGGGAUGAUCGUCCCAAUCGGGGGGACGACCGAAUUCGGCCACGAGAUACAGUUCGGCCACGUUUAGCCGAUUCAGGUCGCAGACGAAAUGAUUCGCGCGAUAGAAACAUUCCUCUCAAGGAUGGAAGGGAUGGAAACAUUCCUCUCAAGGAUGGAAGGGAUGAGUUUGGACGAGACAUCAGAAACGCAGAUAAAAGUAAGGAUAGAGAGCGCGAACGAGAGCGUCGAUAUAAGCGCUCGGAAUCACCGGUCAGUGUUAGCAGCAGUCAAAACGUGUCGCGUGUGUCUCGACGUCGUUACGAACCGGUCAACAUUCCUAAGUUGACUAUUCUUAAGAGUCCACUCAAUGUCUAUGAUAUCAAACAAAGAUAUUCAACUAAUCUUCAUAUUCCAUCCGAUCUUAAAGAAGUUAUUGUUAACACGAAAUUCUCUUUGAAUAUCAAUGAAAUUCCUAAACCCAUUACUUUUCGAGUGAUUGAAGUCAACAAAAAGUCAAAAGAUGUACCAAAAAAGUCUGAGUCACCGAAAGAAAAUAAAACAGAUAAAGAAAAUAACAAAUCAGAAAAAGAAAAUGAAGUAAUAGAAAAAAAUGAUAAUAUCAAUGGUACCAAUGGUACAAUUAUUACCGAUACUACAGAUACUACUACUACUACUACUACUUCUGCUGCUGAAAACAAUGAAGAAACAAAUAAAGAUGAAAAUAAAGUCGAAGUCAUAGAAGUGGACGAAUCUAACGAUAAAACAGAAGAUAAGAAUGAAGAGAAAGAGAAGGAAAAUAAGGAAAAAGAAAAACCAAUUUUAGUGGAACAGCCCAUAGCUAUGAAAAGCACCUAUAAAUAUGGUGUCAAAGUUUUGAUAUUAUCUUUGCCAGUGAUGACUGAUAUCUACGAUCGCUUAUUUGGUUCAGAUUUUGAUGCCAUUAGUAGUGGAAAUAAGUCAUAUUUUUUGCAUUUCAACAAAUUGUUGGCUUUUCUUGUGUCUCGAAAUUCAAACGAUGGCUUUUCAUUGAUUGGCGGCAAAUUCAAUGCUAAUUUAGAUGGAUAUCUGUCUGACUCCGAUGAACCAAAUUUGAUCGCAACUGCAGUCCGUAUUGUUGAAGAACAAACGGGAAUGAAUUUAUCGAAAUGUGGAAAAUGGAGAGUAAUAUCAACUUUUGUUUACAAUCGUGACAGCUCUGUGGACCCGUUAACAACUAAUCUGGAACUGACGCGAGUCUAUAUGCCGGAUGUCUGGUCAGCAUUUGAUGGAAUAUACGAGCCGUUAAAGCACUUGAAAACUAAUAAUGAUUUAGACAUUGAUAAUCAAAUUGAUUCUAUUUUAACAAAUGAUAAUUUAGAAAAUAAUAGUGAAGUUAUUGAUAAAAAAGAGUUGAAAAAUAGUGAAGACAUUAUUUCUUCUGAUGCCACACAAUCAGCAAACGUUUCUGUAUCUCAAGACUCAUCACUGGUAACUGACACUGACAUUGAUUCCAAAUGUCGAUCUUCGGAUUUAUCUCAGACUCCUAUCAAUGAGUCGCAACUCAUGGACACUAAUGUGCCUCGCGUUGAGUCGACACCUACUGUUGAUUUUGCUUCUUCAGAAACUCUGGUUUCGGAUUCAAUUGUAACAUCGGAUGCGCCAAUCGUUGAUCCUUCAUCUGUUGAUUCAGUCAAACCACAGGAACAGGAAUUGUCUGCGACAAACAUUGAAUCAGAACUCGAUCUAACUUCUGACAUAACGGAUGAUCAGUCGUCGCAAUUGAACACAUCCAACGAAAAGGUUGUACCUUCAGGUGAUUCCUCUGAAUUACAUCAAUUGCUUUUGCGAAUAAACGACUUGAAAGUCGCUGAAUUGCGCGCAGAGCUUGAAAAACGAGGCGUUCGUCUUAAAGGUAGCCUUAAAAAGGCUGAUUUAGUGACGAAAUUGCGUGAAAUUAUUAACCAAUUGCUUGAAGACCAGGAAAUAGUAACUGAUGAGGUUAAGAACGAUUGGUGGGCACAAAAAAUUAUGAAAGAGAGUGUCACCUCUGAGGAGGGUAACGAUCAAUCAAUAACUGACAAUAAUGAAGAAAAAGUAGAUAAUGACAGCAUAAGCAGUCAACCAGAUGUUGACGGUUCGGUUAUUUCAGAAACAGUACAGCAAUCGACUGACAUUGAUAUGACUGAUAAUGACACACAAAGUCAGGAACAGUCGACAAUUAACGUUAAUGAAGAACCAAUGGCUGUUGAAUUAACUGAUGAUAAAACAAAUGAUACGAACACUGAAAUAAAAAGUGUUGACAAUGUUGUCAAUGAUGUAAAUGAUGGCCAGAAUAAGGAAACAAAUGGUAUUAAACGUAAAAAUGAUUCACAAUCGCCACUAAAAGAUAAUAAGAAAGUCAAGAAUGGAGAGCAAACUAUUCCAUCGAAAGUAGUCGAUGGAUGUGUUUAUGUAAAAGGAGGCGAAAAUUUAACUGUUAUUACACUUCAUGAGGCUUUGAAUCAUCAACGAUAUGAUCAGUUUGAGAUGUCAAUUGUAUCAGAAAUCAUAAGGGAAUCACUUAUUCAUCACUUUUCACACUAUAUAUUGUCGACAUUAGUUAAUAAUAGUAAGAAUCCGCUGUCAAAGGAGGAGAAGACUGCUUUGGAAUUAAAGACUCAAUUGCCUGUAAAUUAUGUCCACUUGUCGUUCGCAUACUUUGAUUCGAGUCAUUGCGGAUAUGUUUUGUCCGAAGAUUUAACAAAACUAAUAAAUAACUCUAAUUUCACUCUUUCGAGACGUUCUUUCGAAAAGUUAGUUAACAAUGAAGACAAAGUCGUCUAUAGAGACCUUAGCGAACCAAAAGAAUUACUGCCAAUUGUUUCGAGUGCUGUCGACCUGAUUAAGACAAAUGAAGGACAAUCACAACUGAUAAAUGCAAAGAUAUACGAAAAGAAUGGAACCGUUUAUGAUAUCAAUCAACUCAUUGAUCAGUCAGAAAAUGACGAAAAAUUAAAAGUAAAACUCAAUGAAGAGUUAACUGUAAAUCAGGAAAAAAUAUACCAAUUGAAUGAAUAUAUUCAAGAAUUAGAGAGCAAACAGAAAAAGAUGACGAUUGCCACUGAAAAACAAAACGAUGAGAUAUGUAGUAUUAAACGGGAACGGGAGUCAAUCAAAACUAAGUAUGAAGCCAUGAGAAAAGCAGUCGAGUCGUCAGUUUCGGCAUUUAAUAAAGUGUUGGAAAAUCAAAGCGAAAAUCAGAGUAAUAAAUAAAAAAACCAAUAAAAACAAUCAUAAAUAUUGAAAAUCUUUAUUAUAGAUUGAUAUUUA